Molecule: messenger RNA, 6663 nt
Organism: Penicillium griseofulvum
Lineage: Eukaryota; Fungi; Ascomycota; Eurotiomycetes; Eurotiales; Aspergillaceae
Product: type I polyketide synthase
Exons: 5
Coding region: 1-6663 (2220 amino acids)
Biological process (GO): fatty acid biosynthetic process; secondary metabolite biosynthetic process
Molecular function (GO): phosphopantetheine binding; oxidoreductase activity; 3-oxoacyl-[acyl-carrier-protein] synthase activity
Source: RefSeq, a predicted model, not a curated record
AUGACAACCAUGAACGGUGUUAAUUCUGAAGGUACGCCUCAUGGCAAGCAGGGCACACCGCAGCCUAUCGCCAUUAUUGGGUAUGCCUGUCGGCUACCGGGGCAAGUCACAUCUCCAAGUGACCUAUGGGAACUAUGCACCCGAGCUCGAAGUGGCUGGUCACCUAUACCCAAAGACCGUUUCUCUGUUGAAGCACUCCACCACCCCAACCCGUCCAAGGUUGGUUGUUUCAACCCAAAGGGAGGCUACUUUCUCGACGAGGACAUUGCAUGCUUUGAUGCUCCCUUCUUUAACCUCAGCGUCCAAGAAGCCACAUCAAUGGACCCUCAACAACGCUUGCUGCUGGAAUGCGCAUAUGAAGCUUUGGAGAGUGCUGGCAUUCCCAAAGAGAGUCUCGCCCGCCGGAACGUGGGCGUUUUUGCCGGUGGUAAUUUCUCUGAUUAUGAACUCAACAACAUCCGUGAUAUCGAGACCAUACCCAUGUACCAAGCCACCGGCUGUGCAGCCUCACUACAAUCCAACCGUAUCUCAUACUUCUUUGAUCUACGAGGGCCUAGUAUCACGGUGGAUACGGCUUGUUCUUCUUCGCUUGUUGCACUCCACUAUGCAGUACAGAGCUUGCGAAGCGGGGAGUCCACAGAAGCCCUCAUUGCUGGUUGUCACCUCAAUAUUGUACCCGAUAUUUGGGUUUCUAUGUCCAUGUCACAGUUGUUUAAUGAUGAGGGUAAAACAUUUUCUUUCGACGAGAGAGCCACAUCUGGUUUUGCGCGAGGCGAGGGCUGUGGUAUCCUACUAUUGAAGCCCCUCGACGCCGCAUUACGCGACAAAGAUCCCGUCCGAGCUGUUAUUGUACAUUCAGGAGUCAAUCAAGAUGGGCGAACACAGGGGAUUACGCUGCCAAAUGGUCAGGCCCAGGAAGAGCUAAUCCGGCGCGUCUACAAAGAGGCCAACCUCAAUCCGGACGAAUGCGGGUUUGUAGAAAUGCAUGGCACUGGAACAAAGGCUGGUGAUCCUAUUGAAGCUGCAGCAGUUCAGGCGGCACUUGGAAAGAAUCGGUCUGCGAGGAACCCGCUUUACAUUGGAUCAGUCAAAUCCAAUAUUGGGCAUUUGGAGGGCGCUAGCGGUAUAAUUGCCAUCAUAAAAGCAGCUAUGAUGCUUGAUAGGCAGUUGAUGCUUCCAAAUGCCGAGUUCAAGAAAGCGAACCCUAAUAUUCCGAUGAGCGAGUGGAAUAUGAAGGUUUUAACGACGACGCGGCCCUGGCCUUCUCGCAAGAAAUACCUUAGCGUUUCUAAUUACGGAUUUGGAGGAACCAAUGCACAUGUCGUUCUUGAAAAGGCGCCAUUGGCAUCGAAAGCCCCAGAUGAGGCAGUUGACGAUGUUGGGGUGGACCCCAAACGUAAGCUGUUCUUGAUCUCUGCCAACGACAAGGAGUCUCUACGUACUAGAAUCAAAGACUUCGGUAUCUACUUCGAACAACAUCCCGAAGUUUUUGAAAAGGUUCUGUUCGGCAACUUUGCUUAUACUUUAGGUCACAAGAUGUCCCAACUCUCAUACCGUGUUGGCGUAUCGGCGACCUCGCUAGACGACCUUGGAAUCCGUCUUGCCCAACUAAAGAUGAACCCAUCCCGGGUUCUAGGCGCCCCAAUAGUUUCCUUUGUCUUCACUGGCCAAGGGGCUCAGUGGGCACGGAUGGGUGUUCCUCUUAUGUAUGAAUACCCUGUCUACGAGUUGACGAUUAAACGAGCCGAUCAGUGCCUACGAGAGCUCGGCGCUGAUUUCUCCCUUAUCGAAGAAUUGGAAAAGGACACCACCACCUCUAAGAUAGACUCCCCUCAUCUGAGUCAGCCAGCCUGCACGGCGCUUCAGAUCGCACUAGUCAACCUCCUGGGAUCUUGGGGGAUCCGUCCUACUUCAGUCGUUGGCCACAGUUCUGGAGAGAUUAGUGCAGCGUACGCUGCCGGGAUUUGUAACUUGGAGGGAGCUAUGGCUCUCGCUUACUGGCGUGGGCAAGUGACUUCCUUACUUAAGUCCUCGUUCCCGUCCCUCAAGGGCACCAUGAUUGCCAUCGGUGCCAGUCGCGAGGCUAUUCAGCCUAUGUUGAAGACCAUAUCUGGAUACGCUACCGUCGCUUGCGUGAACAGCCCUUCGAGCGUGACAGUGUCGGGAGACGCGUCUGCAAUUGAUGAGCUCGAAAAGGUUCUACAAGACAAGCAAAUUUUCAAUCGAAGAUUGAAGAUUGACGUUGCCUACCAUUCCGACCACAUGAAGAAGGUUGCCGGGGCUUACCUGGCUGCGAUUGAGACUAUUAAGCACUUCCAAUCAUCAACGGCCUCGUUCUUCUCUUCUGUAUUCGGGCGCUUCGCAGGACCUUCCGAGCUUGGGCCAGGAUACUGGACUGCGAACCUGACAUCACCAGUAUUGUUCUCUGAUGCUCUUAGCAAGAUUGUGUCGGAUGAUGAAACACGACCCAACCUUCUUAUUGAAAUAGGUCCACACUCUACAAUGAAGGGCCCCAUUAUGGACACUUUAAAGAGCUUGGGUACCACCGUCUCCAAAAUUGGUUAUGCACCAACUAUUCUUCGUAAAGUGGACGCAACUGAGUCGGUCUUAGAUACCGCCGCUGCUACCUAUGUGCGAGGCGCUACACUCAAUAUGACAGGAGUGAAUUUCCCCAAGACCGGUGCGGCAAAUCGUUGGUUCCUGACUAACUUACCUCGCUACCCUUGGCAACAUGGAACUCGGUACUGGCACGUUACCCGUAUUCCGCAGAAGCAUACGAUCAGAGACCGUGCUAGGAACGACGUCUUGGGAGUAUUGGCAAAUUAUUCAAAUGAUCUAGAGCCAACGUGGCGGAAUAUCGUCCGCUUAGAUGAGAUUCCCUAUCUUCGGGACCACAAGAUGCAGGGGAUGGCUGUUUACCCACUGGCAGGCUAUUUGGUGAUGGCCAUUGAGGCUGCUCGACGACGCGCGGAGCAAGCUGAUAUCCAAAUUGCCCAGUUUGAACUGAGGGAGGUUAUUGUAGGUUCGGCGCUUGUACUCAGUGAUGACACAGAUGCAGAAACGACCAUUACCCUCCGUCCCUAUGCUGAAGGUACCCGAGGAUCAUCCGAUCUUUGGGAUGAGUUCCGUGUCUGCUCAUGGACCUCAAGGCGAGGAUGGACAGAGCACUGCACCGGCCAGGUGCGGGUUCGCUCUGACCCGAAAGAGCAGGCGGCUGCGAUUUCGAGCCCGUUCGAGACUGAAACCACCUAUACAAAAGCUCAAAUUGAGCGAAUUGAGAAAUCUGCUACUAAUUACCUCGAUAUGUCCCACAUGUACCAGGUUCUUAGUGAUCUAGGAGCCGGGUAUGGUCCUACUUUCCAGGAUAUUGAUAAUUGCUACUCCAGCCCUCACUACUCGUUUGGCCAUCUGCACGUCAGAGAUACCCGCAGUGUCAUGCCGAAGGCAUUUGAACAUCCUUUAACUGUCCACCCAUCAUUCCUCGACGGACUGCUACAUUUUGCUUGGCCUCUCCUUGGCCAAGGCUUGGGCCGAAUGGACCUAGACACUCUCUACAUGCCGACAAUGAUCAAGCGUAUGACAGUCGGCAUCAAUGUCCCCACCACAGCUGGUGAAUAUGUUAAAGCUUACUGCAGUGGCAGUCCCAGCUUGCCCUCCCCUGAGCCGACCAGAUUUGAUCUUUUUGCCAUACAAGAAGGCUCCACUGAGCCCGUUAUUUCAAUAGAGGGUCUAGUAAUGACUCCCCUCAGAAAUCCAGACACCCACCGCGAAGAUACUCCCAGACUAUGCUAUAAGAUUAAAUGGCAUCCCUUGGCCGAGGUUGAGAACGCCGUUGGGGCGGAUAUUCAAGACGGCAAUGACCCUGCAAAACCUCAUAACCGUACUUGCCCCCACCGGGACGCAAAUACGAAUGGAAAUACAGAGCAGAAAAACGAUAUACUCUCAAACGGAAAUUAUAUCACACCCAAGCAUGAUAUAUUCAUCUCCUACUUUAAGAAAUCCAACGAUGAUAUUGCUGAUAGACUGAGCAUUGCACUGUCCGACGCAUCUAGGUGGAAGGUUUCCGUCAGAACGUUUGGUAAAACGGACUUCUCUCAAAAACAUCUUGUUCUACUUCAGACCGGAGCUAGCUCUCUGCGACACCUCACCGAGGAUCUAUUUGAGGAGCUCAAGAAGGCGCUUCUCAAUGCUCAAACUGUGCUUUGGGUCUACCGGACUGAUACGCCCGAUGCCCAAAUGACAGUCGGUUUGACUCGCACUUUGCGUUCAGAGACCAUGGCGAGGAUAGCUACUCUCGGGUUGGCUCCUGAAGACAUCGAAUAUCCCGAGAAGCCUAUACAGGCAGCCAUUAGUGCUCUAUGGCCUACCGAUGGGACCAAGCCCACAAAUGAUCUUGAGUUCAAAGCCAAGGGCUCGGAGCUCUUUGUACAACGCAUAGUGGAAGACGAUGCUGCCAAUAUCUUCAUCCACAAUGAGACCCACGACAUGACAAUCUCAACCCAACCAUUCAGUCAGCCCGGACGACGUUUCAAGAUCCAGAUUGGCAAUCCAGGUGCUCUCGAUUCCCUAUACUUCAUCGACGACAACCCCUCACCACUAGGCGAGGACCAAAUCGAACUUCAAGUCAAAGCAAGCGGUCUCAACUUUAAAGAUAUCGUUGUCUCCAUGGGCCAACUUGCACAGUCAUAUAUUGGCAUUGAAUGCAGUGGUAUCGUUUCCAGCGUAGGAUCAAACGUGAAGAACUUCAAGGUUGGCCAAAGAGUCAUGGCCAUGCCCGAGGGCUGUUUCUCGACCUAUGCACGAUGCUCUGCGACCAGUGCUGCGGAAAUCCCAGCCGACAUGUCAUUCGAGACCGCAGCCACAGUGCCAGUUGUAUUCUGUACUACAUACUACGCCCUGUUUGACCUAGGUCAGCUGCGAGCCAGCGAGCGGGUUCUAAUCCACGCCGGUGCUGGUGGUGUCGGUCAAGCCGCUAUAAUGCUAGCCCAGAUGGUCCGCGCAGACAUAUAUGUUACAGUCGGAAGUAUCGAGAAGAAACGGUUCUUGAUGACUCAGUACGGUAUUCCCGAAGACCGUAUCUUCUAUAGUCGUGAUGCCUCCUUUGCUCGUGGCGUCCGCAGAGCCACUGGUGGGGUUGGGGUGGAUGUUAUUGUCAACUCCCUAGCAGGCGAUCUUUUGCGCGAGACUUGGGAGUGUCUUGCGCCGUUUGGACGAUUUGUCGAAAUUGGCAAGGCUGAUAUCACGAAAAAUACUCGGCUUGAUAUGCAGCCUUUUGAGCACAAUGUCACAUUCCUGUCGGUUGAUCUAACUAAGGUUGGCAAGUUCAAGCCGCAGCUGAUGAAACGUCUCCUGAGUGAUGUUUGUCGGUUGAUUGGUGAGGGAUCGGUGCAUCCCAUUCUACCGAUUUCGACUUAUCCUAUUUCUGAUAUCGAGAAGGCGUUCCGUACUCUACAGAUUGGUAAGAGUAUGGGUAAGAUUGUGGUGGUUCCCCAUGAAGAUGACCAAGUCAAGGCUGUGGCUCCCAAGACCAGCCCAAAUCUCUUGCGCCCGGAUGCAUCCUACAUAUUGAUUGGGGGUACUGGUGGUCUAGGCCGAAGCAUCGCUAAAUGGAUGUCCUCCAAGGGCGCAAAGAACAUUGUUCUUGUGUCCCGUCGAGCAGCCAUUGACGACAAGGUUCAAGCAUUGAUCGAUACCCUGGCUCCCUUGGGGGUGAGGAUUAUCGUCAAGGCUUGCGAUGUCAGUAGCCGGGAGUCUGUCGAGGCUUUGGUCAAGAAGGAUAUGAAAGGUCUCCAGCCUAUACGUGGUGUUGUUCACGGUACAAUGGUGCUUCGCGACAUGCUCUUCGAAAACAUGUCUCUUGAAGACUUCACAGCGGUAGCAUGCAACAAGGUCGAAGGAGCCUGGAAUCUGCACAAUGCACUGAUCAACUCUCCACUAGAUUUCUUCAUUGCUCUCUCAUCCGUGGCCGGCAUCAUCGGCAAUCGCGGCCAGGCAGCAUACUCCGCCGCAAAUGCCUUCCUGGAUGGAUUCAUAGAAUAUCGCAAAUCCCUUGGUCUACCAGGAACCUCAAUCGACCUAGCUGCAGUCAGCGAUGUCGGCUACCUAGCCGAUACAGAUGUCCAGCGACGCCAGGAAGUAAUGAAGAAUAUCGGCGGGCAAGCCAUCGACGAGUCAGAGGUCCUAGCUCUAAUAGCUGCCGCUGUAACCGGUGAUCUCGACCAGUCCUGCUCUGGACAGUGUAUCACAGGAUUGCGACUGGAUUCACUCGAGAAUAACUUCUGGGUCCAGGAUGCGAAAUUCAGCCUGCUCUAUGAGGCUGCCAAGGGAACAUUGGGAAGCAGUUCACAGCGGAAUGGCCCGUCGGUGCCGCUGCAGGUUACUUUGUCGGCUGCCUCGUCUAAGGAGGAGGCUUUGAAAGUGUGCUACGAGGCGCUGGCCGCUAAGUUAGCACAGGUUCUUGUUCUCUCGGUGGAGGAUAUGGAUCCCUCGAUUACGGUGGCUUCGUUAGGGCUUGACUCGCUGGUGGCUAUUGAGAUUCGUAAUUGGAUUGCCCGUGAGGCCAAUGCCAAUGUGCAGGUUCUGGAGUUGUUAUCUAGUGGCAGUUUGAUGGCUCUGGCUGAGAUUAUCCUCAACAAAUCUCAGGCCUAUACUCGUGCUGAGUGA